AUGUCUUCUGGUCAUCAAGACAAAACUUGCAAACUGUAUAUCGGUGGUUUAGUAGAAAAUGUGCUGAAAGAUGACUUAGUGCGUGAACUGUCUAAGUGUGGAGAGUUGGUUGAUGUCUGGGUAGCCAGAAACCCACCGGGUUUUGCCUUUGCUGAAUAUGUAAAGUCGUCUGAUGCUGAGAAAGCAGUUAGAUCUCUUGAUGGUGUCAAUGUAUGCGGCUCCAGAAUCCGAGUAGAAUUUGCUCACGGUGGUCGUCCGAAAUUUGCUGGUGGACCAGGUUUCCGCGGUGGUCGGCCAGGUGGAAGAGGUUCUAUGAGACGUCGUAGUCCUCCUCGCCGUAGUGGUAGAGAUUCUUAUGACGGUCAUCGGUAUUCCAACUAUGAUCAGUUCCCUCCAUUCCACCCGUCAGAUGUUGCCAAUGCUGCAGCUGCUGCCGCCGCUGGAUUUCCGUAUGGUGGAUAUCAGUCUGUUUUACCGUUUCUGCAAUCUGAAGAAUUCAUAAGAAGCCUACAAAGUCAAUCACGCCGUCGGUCACCUCCGAGCAGAGCACCGUUCGCAAUGAGUCAUAGAGGACGUUCUCCUAUAUCACGACGAAGGAGUCGAAGCCCAAUAGGCAUACCAGGAGGUAGACCACGUGGUCGAAGCCCUCCAGCAUCCUAUGAUGGCAGAAGUGUAAGUCGUCAUCUUAAUAUGCGUGGCCGUGGAGGAUAUGGAGACUUUUCACGUCCUCGAAUACCCCGAGAACCACGAGGAACUUAUUCACCUCCUUUCAUGGGUGAAAUGAAUGGCAGACGCGAUGAAUCGCGAACAAGAACGGACCGGAGUACCCGUCAUCGACGUUAA
Messenger RNA from Trichobilharzia szidati, 843 nucleotides. The record is from the annotation of a GenBank genome assembly. Lineage: Eukaryota; Metazoa; Platyhelminthes; Trematoda; Strigeidida; Schistosomatidae.